AUGUUUAACCCAUACAUAUUAGACAUCCCAGCUGUAGUUUUUGACAAUGGAUCAGGAAUCUGCAAAGCAGGCCUGUCUGGAGAGAUGGCACCCCUUCAUGUCAUCAGUUCUGUCUUGGGGCAUCCUUAGUUUAACAUGCCAUUAUCAGAACCCUAUCAGAAAAGCUACAUUGUGGGGGGAAAUGCCCAGUACAAGUAUGAGGCCUUCCAGUUACACUAUCCCAUUGAGCGUGGGCUGGUAACAGGGUGGGAUGACAUGGAGACACUCUGGGAAUAUCUUUUUGAGUGGGAACUGGGAGUAAAAUCCUCUCAACAGCCUGUACUCAUGACUGAGACCUCCUUGAACCCAAUGGAGACUCGAGAGAAGAUGGCAGAAGUAAUGUUUGAGACCUUCAAGGUGCCUGCCUUGUACCUGUCUAACCAAACGGCGGCAGCACUCUAUGCCUCUGCCUCUGUCACAGGCCUUUUGGUGGACAGUGGGGACGGAGUCACUUGCAUGUUUCCUGUCUUUGAAGGUUACUCCCUGCCUCAUGCUAUCACCAAGCUCGACAUGGCAGGGAAGGAUGUCACAGAGCACCUUGCCCAGCUGCUCCUCACUAGUGGGCGUGCCUUCCCUUACAUACUCAACAAGGACUUAGUGGACGACAUCAAAGAGAAGCUGUGCUAUGUGCCCUUAGAUCCAGAGAAAGAGCCACAUAAGAGCCCAAAGGAAGUCCUGAAAAAAUACCUACUGCCAGAUGGGAAUGUCAUCUACAUUGGGGAACAGCGAUACCAGGUGCCAGAGAUUCUUUUCACACCUCAGCAGCUAGACAUCCACAGCCUGGGACUUUCAAAAAUGAUGGUCAGCAGCAUUAUGAAGUGUGAGAAGAAUCUCUUUGCAGAAAUUGUACUGUCUGGGAGCAACACUCUCUUCCCUGGGAUUGAGGAAAGACUUAUGAAAGAACUGAAAGAGCUGGCUUCAAGAGGAACUCACAUCAAAAUCACAGCUUCUCCAGAUAUGUUCUCUGCCUGGAUUGGUGCUUCCACCAUGAGUUCUCUGAGCAGUUUCAAACCAAUGUGGAUCACUUCUGCAUAGUUCCUGGAGUUUGGGACAUGUGUCAUUCAGAGAAGAUGCUUUUAA
Messenger RNA from Eptesicus fuscus (big brown bat), 1119 nucleotides. Its product is annotated as actin-related protein T1. Gene Ontology annotation, molecular function: chromatin binding. Lineage: Eukaryota; Metazoa; Chordata; Mammalia; Chiroptera; Vespertilionidae. Gene Ontology annotation, biological process: regulation of DNA-templated transcription. Gene Ontology annotation, cellular component: nucleus. The record is from RefSeq and is a predicted model, not a curated record.